UGACGCGCAUUGCUGGGGCCACUAUCCCCACGUGGUGCGGUGACUGGGAUAGUUGCCUUUGCAUCUUCCGGACUUCCCAGGUCUGUGGGCCCGCAGCCUGCAGAGAUGCCGAAGAUCAAGUCGGGGGCGAGCGGCCUCCGCCGUGAACGCUUGAAACAGCGCGGAGAGUUGAAGAGCGCCGGAGGACUCACGUUCAACACGGGUAUUGGGCAACACAUUUUGAAAAAUCCUCUCAUUGUUAACAGCAUUAUCGAUAAGGCUGCUUUAAGACCAUCUGAUGUGGUGCUGGAAGUUGGACCAGGAACUGGCAAUAUGACUGUAAAGUUGCUAGAAAAGGCAAAAAAGGUAAUUGCCUGUGAACUUGAUCCAAGGCUAGUAGCUGAACUUCACAAAAGAGUUCAGGGCACGCCUCUGGCCAGUAAACUUCAAGUAAUGGUGGGGGACGUGUUGAAAACAGAUUUGCCAUUCUUUGAUGCUUGUGUGGCAAAUUUGCCUUAUCAGAUUUCUUCUCCUUUUGUCUUCAAGUUGCUGCUGCACCGACCUUUUUUCAGAUGUGCUAUACUUAUGUUCCAAAGAGAAUUUGCUCUCCGACUGGUUGCAAAACCUGGAGAUAAGUUAUACUGCAGACUUUCAAUUAACACACAGCUGUUAGCACGUGUGGACCAUCUAAUGAAAGUUGGGAAGAAUAACUUCAGACCACCACCUAAGGUAGAAUCCAGUGUUGUGAGAAUAGAACCUAAGAAUCCACCACCACCUAUCAAUUUUCGGGAAUGGGAUGGCCUAGUAAGGAUCACCUUUGUUAGGAAGAACAAGACACUGUCUGCAGCAUUUAAGUCAAGUGCAGUGCAACAGCUAUUGGAAAAGAAUUACAGAAUUCACUGUUCAGUCCAUAAUACUAUAAUACCAGAAGAUUUCAGCAUAGCAGAUAAAAUACAGCAAAUCCUAACCAGCACAGGUUUUAGUGACAAGCGAGCCCGUUCCAUGGACAUAGAUGACUUCAUCAGACUGCUACAUGGAUUCAAUGCAGAAGGUAUCCACUUUUCUUAGGUAUCUGGGAAACAAUUUUUCAAACUCAAGAAACGAAACUGGAAUUAUAUAUCUUUAAUAAUUUGGGAAGGUGUACGAUAAUUUUGCUCCUCUAGGACCCUGUGCUUGGACUGUUUUUGCUUUCAGAUUACUAUUGUCACCACUUAUUUAUUACUCUGAAUUUAUAAGUCAAUUCCAAGUACCAAGUUAAAAAUUUUUUUUAAUUUUGGUUUCUCUAAUGUUUAACACAGGUUAGGGUCCAAUCUAUAUACUGAUAAUCUUCAAGUCAAGAGCCGCAGACACGCACAACUACUUGACACUUAUCUUUUUUAAGUUUAUUGUAUAAAGAUGUUACUCUUCUACUUUCUUUGUUAUAUAUAUUACUGUGAUCUCUUAGGCCUUCAGCUCUUUAGACCUUUAUCCCUUAAGAAGUAAAAAAAUUAAAAUAUGCUAAAGUCACAUAUUCCCCAUACCAUUUCUUAUUCGUGUGUAUAGUAAAAUGUUUCUUAAAAUGUUUUUAUUUUUGCUUCUCUCAUUAUUUCUCUAGUCUAUACAACUUCUAUCACUGCCUAUCCCUUUAGUUAUCCUGUAGCAUCAUAGACUACAUUAGAGUUCUGCGUAAGCCUGAGUUUUCUACUGCCAGCAUGUGAUUACCAGGCAAAUUACUUCUGGGCAUGAGUCCUUACCUGUAAGAUGAGGAUGCUUAACUAAAAUGAAAUACUUUUAAGACUGCGUAUUUUUCCUGGGAGAAAUAAUCCUAGGUCUAACAAAAUUGCAAAGGGUUCUGUAAAUCAAAAUUAACUUUAAAGUUAAAAUCAAAUCUCUGCCCUUCAACUCCAAAGCCAAAAAAUCCCAACUAGCCAUUUUUUUCACAAAAUAAGCUUUCAGUAUUCAUGAUUAUUCUGGAUAAUAA
Molecule: messenger RNA, 1939 nt
Organism: Talpa occidentalis (Iberian mole)
Lineage: Eukaryota; Metazoa; Chordata; Mammalia; Eulipotyphla; Talpidae
Gene: DIMT1
Product: DIM1 rRNA methyltransferase and ribosome maturation factor
Exons: 12
Coding region: 106-1047 (313 amino acids)
Biological process (GO): rRNA methylation
Cellular component (GO): mitochondrial matrix
Molecular function (GO): rRNA (adenine-N6,N6-)-dimethyltransferase activity
Source: RefSeq, a predicted model, not a curated record